Messenger RNA from Hippocampus zosterae (dwarf seahorse), 1896 nucleotides. It is a transcript of the gene bub1bb, whose product is annotated as BUB1 mitotic checkpoint serine/threonine kinase Bb. NCBI's taxonomy places the organism in Eukaryota, Metazoa, Chordata, Actinopteri, Syngnathiformes, Syngnathidae. The transcript is spliced from 9 exons. Bases 117 to 1391 code for a protein of 424 amino acids. Gene Ontology annotation, biological process: mitotic spindle assembly checkpoint signaling; meiotic sister chromatid cohesion, centromeric. Gene Ontology annotation, molecular function: protein kinase activity. The record is from RefSeq and is a predicted model, not a curated record.
AAAUUUCCUCCAAGCUAACAGCGCGACUCGUUCAAAACGAAGCUUGCUGCUGCACUGCUGUCAACAACGGAGAAGCCUGAUCUUUGACGCACACAAGGCAUUUUCUGCUUUCCAUAAUGGCAGAAGGAGAGGAUGUGGAAUGGGAGCUGUGCAAAGAAAACAUUCAACCUCUGAAACGUGGAAGAAACAUGUCAGCCUUGCUUCAAGCACUCAGUCAAAGCAAAGAUGGCCUCAGCCCUGCCAUCCUCCAACAGAGACAGGCUUUUGAGUCUGAAUUGCGGCUGUACAACGGAGAUGAUCCGCUUGAUGUUUGGGAUCGGUACAUCAAAUGGUCAGAGCAAAUGUUUCCUCGGGGAGGAAAAGAGAGCAACCUGAGCACACUGUUGGAGCAAGCCGUGACACGAUAUACAGACGAAAAGAAAUACCACGACGAUCCUCGCUACGUUGACCUCUGGAUCAAAUAUGCAGGGCAUUGCUUGCAGCGCUUGGACAUUUACAGGUACAUGAAGGCCCAGGGAAUAGGGAUCACCCAGGCGUCCUUCUACAUCGCCUGGGCUGAGGAGCUUGAGAAUGGUGGCAACUUCCUCAAAGCCGAUUUGAUCUUCCAAGAAGGACUUCGUAUGUUUGCCCAGCCUCUUGACAGACUACAACAGUUUCAUAGGUUGCUGCAGGCUCGCGCGUCUCGGCAAGCGAUGAAUAAAGUCGACGACAGUGACGACGAGACCGAUCAGCCUGAGAGAGUUUCGCUUGCCGAGCUCAAAACGCGAGGGAAGAAGGCCGCCGUGCCUAUCGUCCGAACUGGAGCUGCGAUUAAAUCCGUCUCAAGGGGCCUGAGUUUACGUGCCGCUCCAGUGGAAGAACAUAGCAGCAAUAGUAAAGUGGUGAUCUUUGAUGAAAACAACGCAAGCGCCAUUCCUUCAGAACCGAAAUUCGAGCCUUGGUUGGCUCCUCCUCCUGCGAGGGCAAAAGAAAAUGAGAAAGCGGUUGAAAAAUGGUGCGACGUGAAGAUGCGCCAGAAAUCCAAAUUUGGAAACGCACUGAUGGCUGCACCUCCUCCGAAGCCCACCUUCCAACCAUUUGUUGACGAGUCGGAUGAGACACCGAAAAUGACACCGCGCAAGAUCAUCCCGACAGUGAACAACAUUUUGUCAGCACGCAAGCCCUGCAGAGACGACACUCCUCUGAAAAGGCUGCUGGAGCACCAACGUCAACAGAAAGAAGGCGAAGCGAGCAAAGACCCGGAAAAGAGCAUGUACUGUAAAGAGCUGCUCUUCAGCGGCACCACCGAAUUCAGCUUGGAGGAACUGCGUGCCGAGCUUUACAUCAAGAAAAAUAAUUCGCAGGCGGUCGUUUCCCCUGGCGAGCCGGCGGCCGCCACUGAGACGAAAUAAAAAGGCAAAUCGUGUUCAUUGUGUACUCUCCAAUAGUACACUGUUAAAACAUGUUCCAAUGAAUCAAAAUCUGCCAAUACUUGUUGCAGGUCUCGUGAAAAGCCUUUCUGGGUGCUGGUCAUGUGGUACUAGCCCCAACCUUUUUUUAAUUUUUUUUUGUGCCAAUUGACCAAACCGCAACCCAUCAGCUGCCUCCUAAGUCCACAUCGGCCAACAAGGCUAGAGCUUCAGCUUAAGUACUGUAUUGGAAAGAUCUGCAGAGAUCCAAAUGCAGUGCUGCUCUCCACGCCUAAUGUCGCAGCUUCUCUUGAUGGUGUUGAUCAAAGAUGGUCUUUGUUGCCUUUGUAAAGGCAAAAUUGUGAUACGGUUCGUGUAUUGGAUCGCAAUGGAAACAUGUUUUGUGUCCCAUAGGUUUUGAUUUUUCACUUUGAUUUUAGGGUUUGUCUCUUGUGUUUGUAACCGUUGUUUAGGUUCCAGCUCAUGCAGAUUUUGUCACAACAAUACU